This is a messenger RNA of Arabidopsis lyrata subsp. lyrata, 1029 nucleotides long. Its product is annotated as protein PEROXIN-4. Lineage: Eukaryota; Viridiplantae; Streptophyta; Magnoliopsida; Brassicales; Brassicaceae. Bases 427 to 900 code for a protein of 157 amino acids. Gene Ontology annotation, biological process: protein polyubiquitination. The record is from RefSeq and is a predicted model, not a curated record. The transcript has 8 exons. Gene Ontology annotation, molecular function: ubiquitin conjugating enzyme activity. Gene Ontology annotation, cellular component: nucleus.
UAGUUUUGUUUACUCCCAUCACAGAUCGAGAUCUCUCAAACCAAAACCAAAGUGAUUCGUCGUCGGAGGCAAAAGAAACUUUCUCCGAUUCGAACUCCACCGGAACUUCCUCUUUCUUUGCCGGAAUCAUCACCCCAAGCCGAAGAUCUACCAUCGGAAACCUCUACUCCUCGAGCCAAAGUCGAAGUAAUUUCUCUAAUUUUCCCUUGUGCAACAUCAAAAUUGAUUUCUAAGAAGAAUGAGAUUCAGAGUUUAACCUCGGAACACAUCAACAAAGUUCCUCCUCAUAUCUUAACAAGCCCUUCUUCUUUCCAAGUGCUAAGAGGUCAAGAAAGUUUCAGCCUGUAGACAGAUUCUUCUCAUUGUCCUCAGUUACAUCACCAACUUUGACAAAUUCGAUCUUGUUCUUUUUGGACGAUUAGAGAGAUGCAGGCAUCAAGAGCGAGACUCUUUAAAGAAUACAAAGAGGUUCAGCGAGAGAAAGUAGCUGAUCCAGAUAUUCAAUUGGUGUGUGAUGAUACCAACAUAUUCAAAUGGACCGCUCUUAUCAAGGGACCGUCGGAGACUCCUUAUGAAGGCGGUGUUUUUCAGCUUGCUUUUGCUGUUCCUGAACCAUAUCCUUUGCAACCUCCUCAAGUGCGAUUCUUGACCAAAAUAUUUCAUCCAAAUGUGCAUUUCAAGACAGGGGAAAUUUGCCUCGACAUAUUGAAGAAUGCGUGGAGUCCCGCUUGGACGCUUCAGUCCGUGUGUAGAGCUAUCAUAGCAUUGAUGGCUCAUCCUGAGCCGGACAGUCCUCUUAACUGCGACUCAGGGAAUCUUCUAAGAUCUGGGGAUGUGAGAGGGUUCAAUUCAAUGGCACGCAUGUACACGCGCCUCGCCGCAAUGCCAAAGAAAGGAUGAUGAUCCUCUUGCUUUUUUCUUUGAAUUUGUAAUGAUAAUGAUUUGCGAGAGUGAAUACAUUAUUAAGUUUCACAUGUGUAAGGUUUACAAGGAGAUGAUUCUUCUUAUUAGUUCACAAUUUUACCAAUA